AUGAAGUCUCUUGUACUAACUGACUACAUGUUGACAGACUGUGACGAUAACACAGGAGCACUGGUGCGCAGACAGAAGUGCUGGAGAUCACCAAUGGUCGUCAGGUAUUACUAUGCAUUGGACAAAUGCUGCCAGGAUGACAUAGAUGACAAAGCUCCUGGCAAGAGGCCUGCGCCUCAAAAUACAUAUAAGCCUGCAAGUCAUUCCUCUGAGGCAAUGUCCUGCCAGCUCCCUAAGUUCGCGGUCUUCCAUUCAUUGGUAUCCCAAAACCUCUCUGCAGAGCAGUUGGCUCAUAUGAAGAUCACGGAGGACCCAGAAUGGAUAACGAAUAUUGCGAUAACUGAUGAGAUGAUGAUGGCUGAGGAUCUCAUAGCACUCAGAAGGUUCGAAGCAGAAUCUAUAGCAUAUGAGGGUGACAACGAAGAUGAAGGGGUGGAUAAUGAAGGGGAGGAUAAUGAGGCUGACAACACAGGGGAUGCCUGA
Cantharellus anzutake is the source of this 483-nucleotide messenger RNA. RefSeq lists its product as uncharacterized. Bases 1 to 483 code for a protein of 160 amino acids. The transcript is spliced from 2 exons. The record is from RefSeq and is a predicted model, not a curated record. Lineage: Eukaryota; Fungi; Basidiomycota; Agaricomycetes; Cantharellales; Hydnaceae.